CCCCGGUCUUCGUGGAGCUCCCCCUGGACCAUCCCAUUAGGUCAUGUGAUUGUUCACCGGGGCGAGGUUGAUCCGCUUACUCCGCAUUUGAAGGCUGGAGCUACACGACUUGCUUUUCCUCUGCAGUCACCCCCAAUUCCCUGGAUAAGAACUGGUCAUGCGCUAUUCUUACUAAGGACAUCCCAUCGGUCAACCUGACCUUCCUCUAGCUUUAACGUCAACCUCAGUCGUCUCCCAUACGUACCCGAACCCGCCCCCGCUCUUGCGGGGCAAUCAUCCGAGCUCAGCGCCAGCCCAGCAGAUCGCCAGCAUGGACGCCCGCAAGAAGAAGAGAAAGGUGCUGCUUAUGGGCAAGAGUGGCUCCGGCAAGUCGUCUAUGCGCUCAAUUAUCUUCAGCAACUACGUCGCCAAGGAUGUGCGCCGACUCGGUGCGACGAUUGACGUCGAGCACAGUCAUGUCAAGUUCAUGGGCAACCUGACCUUGAAUCUGUGGGACUGCGGAGGGCAAGAUGCCUUCAUGGAAACUUAUCUCGCCUCCCAGCGCGGCAAUAUCUUCUCCGACGUUGCCGUCCUUAUCUACGUUUUCGACAUUGAAUCGCGCGAAGUCGAUCGCGACCUCGACACAUAUAAUGCGAUCAUCGAAGCGCUGCGCGAAUUCAGCCCAAAUGCCUACGUCUUCUGUCUCGUCCACAAGAUGGAUCUGAUCCAGACCGAGCACCGCCAGCGCAUCUACGAAGAACGCUCAGCAUUGAUCCGUUCCCGCUCCGGGCACUUCCGUGUCGAUACCUUUGGCAGCAGCAUUUGGGACCAAUCGCUCUACAAAGCCUGGGCAGGCAUCGUACACAAGCUCAUCCCUAAUCUGACGGUCAUCGAGCGGUUCCUGAGCGCUUUUGCAAAGAAGAUCGAUGCCGAAGAGGUUAUCCUCUUCGAGCGGUCAACUUUCCUCACUGUCACAUCCGUCUCCUCCGAAGUAGGCGACCUCAACCCUAUCUAUGACCGCCAUGAGCGCCUUUCCAAUAUCAUGAAGGCAUUCAAACACUGCGCCGCCCGGAAUACCCUCACAACACCCGCCUCCGCCGGCUUCGUCGUCAUGCACACCAAGACUCCCCAAUUCAAUAUCUUCCUCGGCCGUUUCACCGAUAACACCUACAUCUUCCUAGUUGUACCGCCCGGCGAGGCAGCAUACAACUGCGCAGUGCUGAAUACCAUGCUCGCCCGUGAGGGCUUCUCAAAAGCAGCCGCCUCCGGCCGGUCAGAUGGCUUCCCACUACCCCCGCCGGAAACGCCCGAGGAUGCCAUUUCGAACGGGGUGGCUGCUCACGGCUGAGCCAUGUGAAGCCCAUUCAAGCGUAUUGAUUUUGUAGCGUUCUUAUGUGUCUUGUACCAUGUAUAGCCGGCAUAUCCUGGGGCCAUUUGGUGAUACUCUUUUUUUUUUCCUUUGUUUGCAGAAAAGUCGGGGGGUUACCUUUUAC
Molecule: messenger RNA, 1472 nt
Organism: Penicillium brasilianum
Lineage: Eukaryota; Fungi; Ascomycota; Eurotiomycetes; Eurotiales; Aspergillaceae
Source: the annotation of a GenBank genome assembly